AUGCGAGAAAUAACAGUGAAUGGAUAUGAGGAAGUAAAGGACGCUCUAUCGUCUGCAGAUGGUCGAGUCUUCAUACUGUUCACUGGAUCUAAAGUUGACGGGAAGAGUUGGUGUCCAGACUGUGUUGCAGCUGAACCAGUCAUAGAAUCAGUAGUGAACAGCGAAGAUGCCAAAUCCCUUGGAGCUACGUUCAUAACUUGUUUCGUUGGAGCAAGAGAAUAUUGGAAAGACCCGAACUGUCCAUUUCGAACGGAUCCAAAGUUUAAGCUCACUUGUGUUCCUACCUUAAUAGAAUGGGACAAAAAGCACAAACGAUUGACGGAAAAUCAACUGACGAAUAAGGACAUGAUAAAGGAUUUAUUUUUUGAGUGA
Cooperia oncophora is the source of this 372-nucleotide messenger RNA. Lineage: Eukaryota; Metazoa; Nematoda; Chromadorea; Rhabditida; Trichostrongylidae. The record is from the annotation of a GenBank genome assembly.